AUGUUCUCAACUCAAGUAGAACAACGGCGACCUGACUACGUUGGUGGAAAAUACGAUGAUUUACAACAUAAUCAAUUGAUCGAUGGAAUUCCUGUGACCUAUAUUCUUGAGAAAUUACACCUGCUUGGUCCUCGUUACUAUGGUGACAAAUUAACUGCAUUUGCUGAGGUACACGUAGAAGGUCUCGACAAAGUUUUCUAUGUUCAUGAAGAAUAUUUAGUCCUUCAAUCUUUAUUCUUUCGUGAAGUAUUCGAAAAUGUUAAUAAUGGAGAUAUUAUCACCAUUUCGCUUCCGUCUCCUGAAACUUUUGAACCGUUGUUAGAGUUUCUAUAUAAUGGUGAUGCCGAUAAAUGGUAUGAUACGUUGACGGUGGAUAAUUAUUACGAUGUCCAUCAGAAUAUAAAGUAUCUCGGUCUUGGACCGGCUGCACAGGCUGUGGUCUUAGC
Messenger RNA from Dentiscutata erythropus, 446 nucleotides. Lineage: Eukaryota; Fungi; Glomeromycota; Glomeromycetes; Diversisporales; Gigasporaceae. The record is from the annotation of a GenBank genome assembly.